This is a messenger RNA of Calypte anna (Anna's hummingbird), 2495 nucleotides long. It is a transcript of the gene KIF18B, whose product is annotated as kinesin family member 18B. Gene Ontology annotation, biological process: microtubule-based movement. The coding region runs from base 1 to 2436 and encodes 811 amino acids. Gene Ontology annotation, molecular function: microtubule motor activity; microtubule binding; ATP binding. Lineage: Eukaryota; Metazoa; Chordata; Aves; Apodiformes; Trochilidae. The transcript has 15 exons. The record is from RefSeq and is a predicted model, not a curated record.
AUGGCCCCCAGCACCCCCCUCCCCGAGGAGGGCACCGUGGCCGUUGUGGUGCGCGUGCGGCCCCCCGCCCUCAGCGAGCGGGACCGGCCCGGACCCCCCCUCCUGCACCUGCGGGACCAGAACAUCAUCGUCUUCGACCCCGAGGAGCCCAGCGGCCUCCCCGGCAGCCUGCAGCCCCCCCGGGGGCCCAAGCACCACGGCAAGGACCUCACGUUUGUCUUUGACCGCGUGUUCGGGGAGGGGGCCACGCAGGAGGAGGUUUUCCAGCACACGACCCGGGGGCUCCUGGACAGCGUCCUCAGCGGCUACAACUGCUCCGUGUUUGCCUACGGUGCAACAGGAGCAGGGAAAACCUACACCAUGCUGGGCUCCGAGAAAAACCCCGGCAUCAUGUACCUGACCAUGGUGGAACUCUACAGGAAGAUCGAGGCCAGGAAGGAGGAGAAGGGCUGUGAGGUCCUGGUCUCCUACCAGGAGGUGUACAAUGAGCAGAUUCAUGACUUGCUGGAGCCCAAGGGCCCUCUGACCAUCCGGGAGGAUCCUGAGAAAGGAGUGGUGGUUCAGGGCCUUUCCUUCCACCAGCCUGCAUCAGCAGAGCAGCUCCUGAAGAUGUUGGCUGAUGGAAACAAGAACAGGACCCAGCAUCCCACGGAUGCCAACGCCUCCUCCUCCCGCUCCCACGCCAUCUUCCAGGUCCACGUCAAGCAGUGGGACCGCUCCGGUGGCCUCGCUCAGGAUCUGCAGGUGGCCAAGAUGAGCUUGAUCGACCUGGCAGGCUCGGAGAGAGCCUCGGUCACCAACACCAAGGGGCAGAGGCUGCGGGAAGGCGCCAACAUCAACCGCUCCCUCCUGGCCCUCAUCAACGUCAUCAACGCGCUGGCCGACACCAAGAGCAAGAAGAGCCACGUGCCGUACAGGGACAGCAAGCUGACCCGGCUGCUGAAGGAUUCCCUGGGCGGGAACUGCCGCACCGUGAUGGUGGCGGCCGUCAGCCCCGCGGCCCCCGCGUACGAGGACACCUACAACACCCUCAAGUAUGCCAGCAGGGCCAAGGAGAUCAAACUGCUGCUGAAGAGCAACGUGGUCAGCCUGGACUGUCACUCCUGCAGGUUUGCUGUGACCUGCGAGCAGCUGAAAGCAGAGGUGGCUGAGCUGCGGGGGAAGCUCCGCACCUACGAGAAUGCUGACCAGGAGGUGAAGAACCAAAUCCUGCUGCCCCCUGUCAGCUCCAGCCCAGUGGGGCUGCCCAGGUUUGAGGAUGCUGUCCCAAAGACAGGCUCAUCUGUGGGUGAUCAUGAGGAGGGUGAUGGAGAGGAGAUGGAGCUGGAACUGGAGGCUGGGUGGCCACUUGGACCACAGCUGGAAGCGAAGGAGGAGGCUCCAGAGGAGAUGCCUCCCAGCAGCUCUGGAGUAACCCAGCAGACAGACAUCCCCCAGCUGGAACCAAAGGAGCUGAGCCACCUUCUCCAGGGGUUGUCCAGCAGCCAGAUAGAGACGUUGGUCACCACCCUCCUGUGCCUGGUCCGCAGGCAGUGCUCCCUGCUGAGGGACCACCACCUCCUGACCCCCACCAUGGCCCUGGAGCUGCAGGAGCUGGAGAGCCUCAUCCAUCCUGAGCCUGGGCUGGUGCUGGAGCCAAACACCUCUGCCACAGCCGUGCCCCUCACCCUGCCCCGCACCACCCCGCACGGCUCCCACCUCCUCCUCCCGCUCUCCGGCUCCACCCCGGUGUCUCUCGGCUCCGUCAAGAGGAGGAGGGGGAGGUCUGAGACCCCCAGCAAUUCCCAGCCCGGAACCCCCCACAUCCCCAGAGCUCAGAGGAGAAGCCAGCGGGGAGGAGAGGAAGCAGCGGAGUCGCAGGGGCUGAAGCAGAGCCCGGGCAGCCCCUGCCUGGCAGCAGCCGCAGCUCAGCCCCUCGGCCUCUCCCCGGUGCCCUGGUGCUGCCCCCAAACCCUCAGCAAGGCUCGGGGUCCCCUCUCCACCUCGGCCGCCCAGAACGGGGGGACCCAGCCCGUGCCCCCCCCCCGCGUCCUCAACCUCACCUACGAGAUCUGCGACUCGCCCCAGCCCCCUGCCCCAAACCUGCCCGGACCCCCGGGCUGGGAGAGCACCCAGAACCUCCGGAACAAGCAGGAUGGAUCCUUCCCCCCCAGACCCUGCAUCCCGCAGUGUGCUCCAAGGUGUCCCAAUAUCCAUGAGCCCCCCACCCUCCCCAAGGACCCUGCACCCAAGCGGAGGCGAUUGCAGAGCACCUCAUCCCCCUCCCUGGGGUGGCCCCAGAGCCGCAUUCCCCAGCUCCAGAGAUCUGUGCGGCCUUCCCAGAUCCCAGGUUCCAUGUCCCAGAGGGGCUGCAGGAGAAGGACCUCCAGGCAGGUGCCAGCCCGAAGCAUCGCCCCCCCUGUGCCCACCCCCCAGCCAAGGAAGCUCCUGUGCUGAUGGCUGCACCACCCGGGACCCUCCCCCUGUCCCAGCCUUCCACAGCCACCCCUGUCCCC